AUGGCUGCUCCAAGAGAAAUUGCUGUCAAAACAUGCCUUCUCUUGUGUUUAGCCUUGCUCGCGAUUGGAGCCAAAUCCACCCCUCUCAAUGGUGUCCGUCGUGGCCUUGUUGGUGAGACAAUUUUUGACGUUAUGAAGUAUGGGGCUAAAGCUGAUGGCAGGUUUGAUAAUGCCCAGGCUUUCAUCCAUGCCUGGAACGCAGCAUGCAAAUCAACUGGACCAGCCAAGGUUGUUAUUCCGAAGGGAGACUUUGUGGCUGGGAAUGUUAUUUUCCAGGGGCCGUGCAGUGCUACAAAACCCAUAACCAUUGAAAUCCUAGGAAAUGUAUUGGCAAGCACAGACCUUAGUGCUUACCCUUCAGGCUCAUGGAUCAAGCUUGACGAAAUCGAUGGCCUUGUAAUCACUGGGGGAGGAACAAUUAAUGGCCGGGGAAAAUCUUUGUGGCAGUUCGCUGGCAGCCAUAAUGAGGGCACUCUUCUCCCAGUUUCUCUUGUGUUUGAGAAGAUAAAAAACUCCGAAAUGCACGAUGUGAAUUUCGUAGACAGCAUGGGUUUCCAUUCUAAGGUCACCGACAGUGAAAACAUUAAAAUAUCGAAACUCAACAUAUCUGCCCCCGACGACAGCCCUAACACGGACGGCAUGCACAUAAGUAAUUCUAUUAAUGUCAAUGUCACUGACUCCAUUAUCGGAACCGGUGACGACUGUGUCUCCAUUGGUCAUGGCACCACCAACAUUCUCGUCUCCGGAAUUACUUGUGGCCCUGGACACGGCAUCAGUAUUGGUAGCCUCGGAAAGCGCCCAGCAGAAACAGAUGUGAAGGGAAUUAGUGUCAUCAACUGCACACUUAAAGGAACUACAAAUGGUGUAAGAAUCAAAACCUACCAUGCAUCUCCAUCAAUCCAAGCUUCCGACAUUCUUUACAAAGAUAUAAUAAUGGCUGAUGUUAAAAACCCCAUCAUCAUAGAUCAGCAUUACGACUCCAAGAAUAAACCCGAGCAAUCGAAGGUGAAGAUCAGCGACGUUCACUUCGUAAACAUAAAGGGAACAACAAUUUCAAAAAUUCCAGUUUCUCUCUACUGCAGCGAAGCAGUUCCUUGUGAAGGUGUUGAAUUGGCUGAUAUUGAUUUAGCCCCUUCUGGUGCCGUCGGUUCUCUUACAUCUGUUUGUGACAAUGCAAAAUUUGUGUUAAAAGGAAAACCUAUCCCUCCCGGUUGUGCAUGA
Messenger RNA from Fraxinus pennsylvanica, 1221 nucleotides. The record is from the annotation of a GenBank genome assembly. NCBI's taxonomy places the organism in Eukaryota, Viridiplantae, Streptophyta, Magnoliopsida, Lamiales, Oleaceae.